GUUUUGUCGGCCUACGCGCGGCGCAACGUAACGUUAGCUGACGCUCCGCCAGCGCAAGCGGGGCUCUGUCAUUCGCGAGGCGUUCGCGCGUGUGGUGUCGCGAGGAUCAUGCCCCGGUAAUUCCCCCGCUGUCCUCCCCCGAAAAAAAAACCCGUGUGCGUGUGUUUGGCUCCUCGCCGACGCUUCGUCCGUCGGAAAUUUCAGCUUCAACUGAAACUUAAUCCAUUAACGACACUAUCUUGAGAGAAAUACUUAUAAAUGUCGGCAAUGGCAUCGCUGGAGGACAGCUGGAAGGAAGCCACGGAGGGCCUGGACGCCGCGGUCUGCGACUCCUGGUUCACCCGCCUGCAGGAGGUCUACUCGGAGGAGAAACGCAAGUACCACAACCUGGACUCGCUCAGGGACAAGCUGAAUCACUACUACGAAAUCAAAAGCAAUCUCAAAAACCCGCGGGCCGUCCUGCUCGCCAUAUUCUUUCAAAACUUCGAGUACGAUCCUAAAGCUCUGGUCUUCAGCGAGGACAAAAAUCUCGAGCAGUUCAACGCUUUCGCCGACGAGGCCGAAAUUCCAUCGGACGCGGAUCUCAGAGAAGAGACUUGUGCUCUGCUCAAAGUAGCGGCGACUCACAGCACCGAGGCGCACAAGGUUGGCGGUGCCUUCGGCAGCGAGGAUGCUCACUACUUCCUGGACCUGGAUAUGGCGGUACUCGGCUCCCCUCCGGACAGUUACGCCGAGUACAGGGAGCGAAUACGCGGGGAGUACUCUUUCCUCAGCGAGCCCAUGUACACGGCACUACGGCUGAAGGUGUUGCAGAACUUCCUGCAGAUCCCGAACAUCUUCGCCACCGUGGAGUUUCGCGACAAGCUGGAGGAGCAGGCGCGCCAGAACAUCCAAGCGGAGGUGGAGAUGCUGUCUUAGAGCUUCGUCGUCGCUUUGCUUUAACGCGGCGCGUUUUCACGCGCUUGACGUCCCGCGAGGACGAUCCGCUGAUCCAGGAGCCGCUCUUCCCCUCCCCCGUCGGAGGGAGUUUUCCCCGUCGAAGAGCCAAUCGCGGUGCGAACACACGUUUUAGAUGCCUACCUCACGGAGACGCGCCGGGGUUUCUGCAGAAACGCGAAACAACAUGCUGAAUGCAGCGAGUCUCUUGGGACCGAGGGAGAAAAAUAUUAAGAUCGCGUUCGCGCGCUUCAGAGUUUCUAUAAAGAAUUUACGUAACUGUUUAUGCACGAUAUUGUUAAUUACUGUGCGUUCUACGUAAACAUUCCGCGCGCUGAUUUGUUGGAGAUUUGAGUUACUUCAAUUUUAAUAGGUAACACACUUGAGGAUUAACAAUGUUUUAAUUGACGAAUACUUACGAUUGCAGGUAAUUGUAAGUAUUUCUGUGAUGUAGACGAGAAAGAAAGAGUGGAAGAUGAUUCAAGGAGGAUUCUACACGGAGAGAAUUUUCUUUUAAAAUUUACCCUGAAAAUCAUGUUAAUUGUGAAACAAUAUAGUAUUUAGGUA
Messenger RNA from Wasmannia auropunctata (little fire ant), 1503 nucleotides. RefSeq lists its product as uncharacterized. The record is from RefSeq and is a predicted model, not a curated record. NCBI's taxonomy places the organism in Eukaryota, Metazoa, Arthropoda, Insecta, Hymenoptera, Formicidae. The coding region runs from base 259 to 918 and encodes 219 amino acids. The transcript has 6 exons.